Messenger RNA from Synchiropus splendidus (mandarinfish), 2571 nucleotides. RefSeq names its product solute carrier family 22 member 2 (gene slc22a2). NCBI's taxonomy places the organism in Eukaryota, Metazoa, Chordata, Actinopteri, Syngnathiformes, Callionymidae. The transcript has 11 exons. The record is from RefSeq and is a predicted model, not a curated record. Bases 255 to 1949 code for a protein of 564 amino acids. Gene Ontology annotation, cellular component: membrane. Gene Ontology annotation, biological process: transmembrane transport.
GACGUGCGUGGCCAAGCCAGCCAGUUAACUCUGUGACUUCAGGUCACGACCCUUGCAUCAUCAGGACCGGAGUCCGAUGAGACGCAUGACUGAUUGACAGCCUGCGCUGGCAUGUGGCUCGGCUCACGACUGAAUAGGUGAUAGCAAAGCCAUGUUAAUGCUUCACCGUGGCGGCCGCUCGGGACCUUUGCUCCGCUUCUGCCCCUUAAAACCAUCUGCGCUCACUCCGGGUCUGACAGUGUCCCGCCACGACCAUGACCACCACCUUCGACGACAUCCUGGAGGAGGCCGGCAAGUUCGGCCGCUGCCAGAAGCGGAUCUUCGCCCUGCUCUGCAUGGUGUCCAUGCCCUGGGCCGGGGUCUACGUGGGCAUCGUCUUCCAGGGCUUCACCCCGACCCACUGGUGCCGAGACCCAGAGGUGGACCAGAGGUCGCGGGAGUGCGGCUGGAGCGCGGCGGACGCCCGGCGGCUGACCUCCCCGCUGGUCAACACGUCCGGACUGAUGGAGCACAGCAGCUGCGAGCAGCACCAGGUGGACUGGAACGUGACCGGACUCACCUGCCACUCGCUGGACCUGGACCUGAGCUCCAGUCCCAGGACCGGCUGCAAGCACGGCUGGGAGUAUGACUACGAGGGCCGGCGCUCCUUCGUCACUGAGUUCGACCUGGUGUGUGCGGACGCCUGGCAGGUGGACCUGUUCCAGGCCACGCUCAACAUCGGCUUCCUGAUCGGCAGCAUCGCCAUCGGCUACCUGGCCGACAGGUUCGGGAGGAAGAGCAGCUUCCUGAUGGCGAGCCUGCUGAACGGCGUGGCGGGGAUCCUGGUGGCGGUGGCUCCCAACUACCUGGCUCUGCUCAUCCUGCGCCUCCUGUACGGCUUCGGCGUGAAGAGCGGCUGGGUGGCGGGAUACGUGCUGAUCACAGAGAUCGUGGGCGUGGAGUACCGGCGCACGGUGGGCGUGGUCUACCAGAUGUUCUUCAGCGUGGGCAUCCUGCUGCUCCCCCUGCUGGCCUACUUCAUCACCGACUGGCGCUGGCUGCAGGUGGUCAUCACCGUGCCCUACAUCCUCUUCCUCUCCUACUACUGGUUCAUCCCAGAGUCCCCGCGCUGGCUGCUGUCCCAGAACAGGAAGGCGGCGGCGGUGGAGAUCACGGAGGCCAUGGCCAAGGAGAACCAGCAGACCCUGUCCAAGAAGAUCGAGUCUCUGUCGGACGACAACGCCGAGUCGCUGACCGCCUCCUUCAUGGACCUGAUCCGAACGCCCAAGAUGAGGAAGCACACCUUCAUCCUCAGCUUCAACUGGUUCACCAGCGCCGUGGUCUACCAGGGUCUCAUCAUGCGGCUGGGAAUCCUGGAGGGCAACGUCUACGUGGACUUCCUGAUCUCCGGCCUGGUGGAGUUUCCCGCCGCCUUCCUCAUCCUCUUCACCAUCGAGCGCAUCGGCCGCCGCCUGCCCUUCGCCACCGCCAACUUUGUGGCUGGCGUCUCGUGCUUCGCCACCGCCUUCAUCCCCGACAGUGUGCUGUGGCUGAAGACGCUGGUGGCCUGCGUGGGCCGCCUGGGCAUCACCAUGACCUUCGAGAUGGUGGUCUUCGUCAACACCGAGCUGUACCCCACCUUCGUCAGGAACCUGGGCGUCUCUGUCUGCUCCACGCUGUGUGACGUGGGCGGGAUCGUGGCGCCCUUCCUGCUCUACAGGCUCGCCGUCAUCUGGCUGGAGCUGCCGCUCAUCAUCUUCGGGUCCCUGGCGUUCGUGGCUGGAGGUCUGGUCCUGAUGCUGCCCGAGACCCGCGGCGUCCCGCUGCCCGACACCAUCGAAGACAUCGAGUUCCCUGAGAGGGCGAAGCAGAGAGCCGCCGCUGCGGCGACGCAGCACCAGCAGCAGCAGAUGCAGAACCUGCUGCCCUGCGACGACCUCUGCUCCAACAAAGACCCUGCCACCGUCUGAGGCGCAGCCUCGCACCGGCUCCUUCACCCCGAGGGUUUGUUCAUAUCUGCACACACACCCGUUUGUCUCCCUGUCCUUGAGAAGACCUCUCCUGGCCGUCACCCUUUCCCCAGCCUCCCCCACUAAACACAUGACUCAUCUGCACCAGGACUCUGGACCAAACUGAGGCUCAACCUCGUGGGGACCAGCCAAAUGUCCCCACGACGUCAUACGGCCCUCACAGGGAUAGUGUAUUGUCAAGAACUGGUCCCCACAAAGUAGGAUAAACAAGCCCCCCCCACACGUGCACCUCCAGGGGCUGGAGCUCCGGUCCUGACCUCCACAUCAGCUCAGGGACUGUCAGCAGGCUCAGGACUUCUUUGGACCUCGAGUUUCCGGGCCCCUGGGGCUCGGUCCAGGUGGAGCGUUGACCCUCGGGGACAAAAAGCCUGAUGCACCUGCGUGGCCUUGUCGGACUGGGAGCCCCUCCAGAGCAGGGCUCAGAGCUGGACCUUCACCUCGGCCGCUGCUGUCCGUGGCCUUCCACGUUUCCUAUUUAUUGUUUUCAUUCUGAAAUAAACAGGGCGAUGUCGUCUCCAUGUUGCGUCACCGAGUCUCUGACGAGUCAGGUCAGGCCUGCAGA